This is a messenger RNA of Labrus bergylta (ballan wrasse), 3720 nucleotides long. The record is from RefSeq and is a predicted model, not a curated record. Lineage: Eukaryota; Metazoa; Chordata; Actinopteri; Labriformes; Labridae.
AGGAAACACUGCAGCAGGAUCACAACAUCAUACAGAAAAUCAUGGACUCUAACUUCAAAGGCAUCUUGUGGCUGGCACUCGUUCUCUUCACUCUGCCUCGGCUCACCUGCCACAUGAACUGUCCUCCAAAAUGCACCUGUAAGGAUCAAGUUAACUGUUACGACAAAACCAUCAAAGAGGUACCGAGGGAGCUUCCUCCGAACACAACCAAGCUGCAGCUUUUUAACACCAAGGUGAACGAACUGAAUGAGCACAGCUUUAAAUUCCUGCCCCUGCUGUCACGUUUCCUGUUGGUCAAAAGCCAACUGCACAUCAUCCAUCCCAUGGCCUUCCAUUCUGUUUCAAAGAUCAGGUCCAUCAUACUGGUGUCCAGUUACCUUUCCAACCUUCCUGCUAAGGUUUUCAGUACGCUCACUGAACUGGUUCAGCUAAGUUUAGAUGAGAACCAGCUGGAAACCAUUUCUCCAGAAUUGUUCAAAGGACUUGUUGCGUUGGAGGAUUUGACCCUGAGCUCGAACAAACUGAAACGUCUCACUUCAAAUGUUUUUGAUGACUUGGGCAACCUCAGACUUCUGAACCUCGGCAGGAACUCCAUAUAUGAGCUUCCAUCUACCAUAUUUCACAGUUUGACUAAACUUAACAAGCUUUAUCUCUAUCACAACAAGUUGGAUGAGCUGCAACCUGGGAUCUUUGAUAGACUUGUCGCCCUUGAGGAGCUAAGAAUGCAACAAAGUCAGAUAAGCAGUCUUCCUCCUCGGGUGUUCUGGCAGCUAAGGAACCUAAAGGUCCUCUAUCUGUCCAACAAUCAACUUCAGACUGUCCCAAAAGAGAGUUUCUACCAUAUGCCAAUGCUGAGGUCUCUUACCUUACAUAAAAACCCGUUGAUUUCUCUUCCUGAUCAGCUAAUGGGUCACAUGCCUGACCUGAGAGAAUUUAAUUUGUAUGGAACCAAUCUCACCACUGUUCCUGGAAACCUUUUUGCUAAUAUGUCUGGACUGUUAAGUCUAAACUUUGGGUUGAAUGCUUGGCUGAAAGACUUGCCUUCAGACCUCUUCUGCUGCCUCCCCAACCUUCAAAAUCUCACACUGCAAUCCAACAACCUCCAUCAUCUUCACACUCAGCUGUUCUCAAGACUAACCUCACUACAAAUACUUCGUCUUCAUCAAAAUAAGCUGCAGAACCUACCGUGGGACAUUUUUCAAGGCCUUGGAAAACUUUCAAUCAUUGAUUUGAAAGAAAACCAGCUCAAGACUCUCUCAGGUGAUAUUUUCUUAUCAAAUGUAGCUCUGAGAGAGGUCCAUCUGAGUAACAACACCUGGAACUGUAACUGUAGCAUCAGAGGUUUUGCAAAAUGGAUAAGAGAGAAUGAGCAUGUGGUUCCUGACAGAGAAGAUACUCAAUGUCUUAGUCCAAUGCAAAAAGUCAGUCGUGCCCUUAACUCUCUUCACGACAAGGAGUUUGACUUUUGUGAUGCUACAACAGUCAGUUAUUUCACAACAUCGCUGCAGACUCAAACCACCACCUUGCUUGAUAUAGAGGAGUUUUACCCCACCACAAAGACUUUGGUGACUGAUGGCAGGUCCCUUUCUUUCUAUGACAAGUUGAUGGUUGAGAACGGUCCAGAUUUUGUCCACCACAACUUUCACAGCGGCUGGGUGUACGUGUGGUCGCUGCCCACUGAUACGUCCCUGACAGGGCUCCUCAUGUUUAGUCACAUCUUCCUUGUGACCACAGGCGUGUUUCUUAUUCUUGCUACCAUGUAUGGCAUGUAUCGCCUUGACAGGAUUAUGGACGAGUUAAUGGCUUAGUCAGCAAAAACAUAUGGGUAACACAACAUGUUAUCAGUCCUGCUGCAUGAGAGAAAAAGAUAAACUGUCCUCUUCCAGUGCUGCAGUUUCCUGUUGUUGAUUCAGUUGUUUAUUCAGUAAUAAUACAAGAUAUCUACCAAUUAGGUAUUGAUAAUAACUAGUUGCAAUUUGAGGGCUGAUCAACUAUGUCUAUAUUUAUUCUCUAACUUAUAUUAGAGAAACAAAUAUCUUACUGUGUGGAAUUGUGUCAUUUGCACACUUAAAUCCGCUUUUUCUUAUUUUAGAAUAUUAAUUGUCUUGUUCUAUUACAAAAUAAUCCAAAUGAUGUUUGGAGCAAAGUUAAAGUCACAUCCAGACUCUGUACAAAAGUUAUUUUCAAUUCAGGAGAGCAAAUAUGAUUUAAGAGGUGUUUGUAAGUUUACUGUACAAAAUGCAAAAUGCAAAAAAUAAAAAUAAAAAACGUGUUUCAAUAGUUAGGGUUUAAUUAAUGAAUGAUUCUUACUUGAGGCUAACAAAUGAGAAUAAUGUAUCUUUAUUCUUCUGGGAGCUGGUAGCUUAAUUGAAUAAGAAUGUAGGAUAGUCUUGUUCAGUCACUACUUAGUACAUCAUUGUUGAUUUUGUUUUAACUGUCUAUAUUGUUUAAAAAUAUUGUAUUUUGUAUGAAGGCUUAAAAAAAUACUCAAAAUCUUACAUCUUAGUGGUUGAAACGGUUGUGAUGGGGAUUUUCAACUUCUUUUUACUCCUGUGUGUACAGGGUUUUUGGACUGAGUCGGUCAGGCAGACUAUUAGAAAUAAAAAGCUUAAUGGUAUUUAAGAUGAGGGGGGUUCAGUGUAACAUAAUUUAAUAUAAUAUUUCAGUUUCAAUGACAGGGGGAGUCUUAUGUUUAUCAACAUUUCUUACCACCUAUUUGCUCAAUAUUUAAUAUUAGAUAUAUUGCAAACUAUGCCAAUUCUUAGGUUGAAUGUUAGCCCAGAAGGAUAAUGAUUGGGAAUCUUAAUUAAAGACUGAUCAGUAAUUUUGGUAAUUUUUGGAGUAAAAACGUGCAAACAUCUGCUGCCCAGCUUCUUUGAUACAGAGAUUUUACAUGUUGUUAAUGUUACAUGGACCAAACAAUGAAUAAGUUGAUAAGGAAAAUAUAUAACAUAUGAAUGGUGAAAAUAUUUUUAGUUUGAAAUGUAGAUUUUCUUUGAGAUGAAUAAAAUGUUUUAAUUUGUCUAAUUUUGACAAAACAAUUAUCUUGAAUUAUAAGUUGGUAUGUGUCAUUGCUUUGAUUGUUAAAUAUAUUAGCUUAUAGCAGUGUGUUAAUUGUUUGUGUCACUGUUCAUUACUUUGUUAAAACUGAAGGAGGGUGUAUUUUAAGCUUCAUAAAGACAAUUACGUCAACAUCGCAAGCUAUUUGUCUCCCUCUGGUCGCGUCAUCUCUGAAUUUCAUGAGGAGGCAAUGCAAUCAUUUAAUAAAUACUCAAAUAAAUAAGAUUAUGACCAAAUGUUAUGUAUAUUGUUUUAUUUUUUGAUUACAUAUGUAAAAAAUAAAUGAUUGUUUUCUGUUCAUUGUAGGUUUUUCUGCAGCUGAGGCGUGUAAAAAUGCCAUCAAGUUUUCAUAAUGAUGUAAUUCCUGCCUCACCCAGCAGUAAUUAUGUUGUUUUGUUUUACAUCUGGAGUCUUAAAUGCAUCAGACCAAGGCCACACCUUACGUUACAGCUGACACAAGCAAAAUCUAUAACAUCAGUUUGAGAUGGAAGAUAGUUAGUGGGUAUUUGAGAAUAUGUGAAUGUGUUGGUUUUACACUUCUCUUCUUACACUUUCUAAAGAGAAAGUGAGCUCAGUUGGUUGUUGGGAUUUGAUGGCUUAUAUUUCUAUCACUUAAAUUAAAGUCUACCAAUACAUGUAGUCGUACUGUAUUAUCUUGUA